Neohortaea acidophila is the source of this 450-nucleotide messenger RNA. RefSeq lists its product as uncharacterized. The transcript has a single exon. Lineage: Eukaryota; Fungi; Ascomycota; Dothideomycetes; Mycosphaerellales; Teratosphaeriaceae. Bases 1 to 450 code for a protein of 149 amino acids. The record is from RefSeq and is a predicted model, not a curated record. Gene Ontology annotation, molecular function: nucleic acid binding.
AUGACCAACGAUCGCAAGGCUGUCCCCUCGGAGAUCUGGCAAGUGGCCAGCAAGAUUAUCGACACCCAGGGCAUUUACGGGCAAAAGGGGCUCAGGAAGCUCGCCGAAUCAGAGCUGGGUAUGGAGAUCCAGACGGAAGACCAUGACCCGCUGGAAGACGCGCAGGCGACGAUGCGGUUGUAUCUCCUCAACCACCCCUACAACGGCCGCACCAGCUUCCAGGACCCGGAGCCGGCAGUCAACGAGACCGCCGCGGCGAGAGGCUCCCCCAAGGCGGACUCUGCUGUCGCGAAAGACUCUCCCGAGGCAAAGCCCACCGCGGCCGUAGAGGACACUCUCAGCGCCGACAUCGAGACGGGCCUGGGUCAGCUCGCGCUGAGCGAGGCGGAGCUCCAGCCCAGCAAGGAAGGGGGAAAGGGCAAGAAGCCGCGGAAGCCUAUUUUUUGGUAG